AUGGUCAAAAGAAGCUUACCGGUAAGUGACCGGAAAUUACAAGAAAUCAAGGUCAAUACUGACAGGGACGAACAACUUUUGUCCCUGAAGCAAGUCAUUAUUGAAGGUUGGCCUGAUGAAAGAAAUCACUGCAAGUCAGAACUGCUAGAUUUCUGGAAUUACAGGGAUGAGCUUACCGUCAUGGAUGGGGUAAUAAUGAAGGGUCACAAAAUUGUUAUUCCUAAAUCCCUAAGGGCAGACUUAUUGUCAAAACUACAUUCUUCAAGUCAUAUGGGAAUAGAGAAAACAAUAAGUAGAGCAAGUGAUAUUGUUUUCUGGCCUAGAAUCACCCAGGAAAUUAAAGAUCUUGUUCUGAAAUGUCCUGUAUGUUUGCAACACAGAGACUCAAACCAGAAAGAACCGCUUGUCUACACCCAAGUUCCAGAAUACCCAUGGCAGGUAGUUGGCACAGACCUAUUUGAGUUCAAUGGCAAAGACUUUUUGAUAGUCGCUGACCAUUAUUCACAUUACUUUGAGGUCAAAGAGCUGCCUAACUGUAGAAGUUCGACAGUUAUAAGUAGGCUCAAGGGCAUAUUUGCUAGAUUUGGCAUACCAGAAAUUGUAGUAUCUGAUAAUGGGCCAUGCUAUGCAUCUCAUGAGUUUGCAAACUUUGCAAAGCUCUGGGAUUUUACACACCAGACCACAAGUCCUUACCACAGCUCCGGUAAUGGUUUUGCGGAAGCGUACGUGAAAAUUUGCAAGCGCAUUUUCACGAAGGCCAGAGCAUCAGGCACCGACCCAAUGAUAGGAAUACAAGAAUAUAGGGUUACAAAACUUAAAAUAGGUUUUUCACCCAGUGAAAUCAUGUUCCAACGUCAAAUUAGGUCAGUGUUGCCAGUUGCUAAGACACAAUUACUUCCCGGCAAAUCUCACACAAGGUCAUUCGUGAGAAAUUGUCAGCAAACAAGGAAAGGGAGAAAGUGUAUUAUGAUAUGA
Messenger RNA from Mercenaria mercenaria, 975 nucleotides. RefSeq lists its product as uncharacterized. Bases 1 to 975 code for a protein of 324 amino acids. The transcript has a single exon. The record is from RefSeq and is a predicted model, not a curated record. Gene Ontology annotation, biological process: DNA integration. Gene Ontology annotation, molecular function: nucleic acid binding. Lineage: Eukaryota; Metazoa; Mollusca; Bivalvia; Venerida; Veneridae.